AUGGCAUCGCACCGACGAGGACCGUGGUCCCAAGGAGAGGACGCCUAUCUCGUCCAGCUCAUCCACACCCAAGGAGCCCUUAACUGGGUAAGGAUUGCACAACUCAUCGGAACUCGAUCUCCAAAGCAAUGUCGUGAACGUUAUCACCAGAAUCUGAAAGCCUCGCUCAACCAUGAACCUAUCAGCCCCGAGGAAGGCCUUCAAAUUGAACGCUUGGUUGGAGAGAUGGGAAAGCGUUGGGCAGAAAUAGCUCGGAAGCUUGAUGGUCGGAGCGACAACGCAGUAAAGAACUGGUGGAAUGGAAGCAUGAAUCGACGACGGCGUCUCGUACUUCGCCGAAGGCCAUCUGGACCAUGCCAUCCAUCUAAUAACUAUGACGAGCAAACACAACCUCUGUCAUUUCCAAAACCGCCAAUCAGCCGUCCACUUACCAUCACUUCCUCUGCAUACUCACCUGGACGGCGUGAUGGGUCCCUUCCUUCUCCAGCAGUAUCAGAAACUUCACGAGCUGAAUCUUUCGAUGGACCUCCAUCGCUUGUAUCCGACAAUUGCUCAACUUUCUCUGUCUCCCCUCGUCUGACUACAUCACCGAGCAUCGAGCUACCUCCUCUCGGAAUGCUCCCAAGGGAUGCAAUCAGGAGACCUAGCCUCCCGGCACUUCACUUCCCGCCGAGCCCAUUCCAGUCAGAGUACAAUACUCAAUCAUAUCCAUUUACUCCGCGAUUCCAUAACGAUGCCAAAAUUCCCAGGGCCCCGCUCUCGCCUCCUUAUUCCCAAUCUAGGCUGGAACAAUCCACCGCAGUAUUUCCAUCUCGAGAGCAUGAGCGUGAUUAUCGACCACAGUCAAUGACAGCUCCUCCUACGCCGGUGCAACUCCCUCCUCUCCAAAUAAGCUGUCAGUCACCGCGGCGAGACAAGGUCGAACGAGACUCGAGAAUGCAUCUCUCGUCACUCCUUGGUUGA
Molecule: messenger RNA, 963 nt
Organism: Venustampulla echinocandica
Lineage: Eukaryota; Fungi; Ascomycota; Leotiomycetes; Helotiales; Pleuroascaceae
Exons: 1
Coding region: 1-963 (320 amino acids)
Biological process (GO): positive regulation of transcription by RNA polymerase II; mitotic cell cycle
Cellular component (GO): nucleus
Molecular function (GO): RNA polymerase II cis-regulatory region sequence-specific DNA binding; DNA-binding transcription factor activity, RNA polymerase II-specific
Source: RefSeq, a predicted model, not a curated record